AUGCUCAUGGAUGCUGUUACAGAUCUUCUUCCUGCUUUUUCCAAGGCCAUAGGUUCCGACUUUGCACCUUUCUUUGAACCUCUGUUUGAUCCAAUAGUGGAUUUCUUGGUGAGGGUCUGCUGCCACCGCAUGAUGCCCCACAUCAUCUUCGAAAGCAUGAAUGGGCUCCAUACAGAGAAGAAUGUGGUGAUUGAUGAAGCAGUUGAGCCUAGAAGAAGAGUUUCUGUAGCCAUGGGAACCAAUCGACAACUGGAUGGUAUAAAUAUGAAUAUUAUUAAAUCCAGUCCUUUCAUGCAAUGUGUAAUUGUGUAUACGUUAGGCUUAGAGAAAUGGUUGCAAGAGAUGAGUUCAGAAGAAAAAGAAACAAGGCUGCAACUAUAA
This is a messenger RNA of Lactuca saligna, 381 nucleotides long. The record is from the annotation of a GenBank genome assembly. NCBI's taxonomy places the organism in Eukaryota, Viridiplantae, Streptophyta, Magnoliopsida, Asterales, Asteraceae.